Molecule: messenger RNA, 1384 nt
Organism: Tachysurus vachellii
Lineage: Eukaryota; Metazoa; Chordata; Actinopteri; Siluriformes; Bagridae
Gene: commd8
Product: COMM domain containing 8
Exons: 5
Coding region: 96-626 (176 amino acids)
Source: RefSeq, a predicted model, not a curated record
AACCCGCGGAUCUGGCAACACAGUUCUGAGGAUUCAGUCAUGUGACAUGAGUGUCAGCUGAUGUGUGAAGGAAACAGAGGAUCUGAUAGACCGCCAUGCUGAAACUGCUCGAAAGAAUAUCGCCAUCAGAGUGUCCUAAACUCCUGCACAGGGUGGUGGAUGGACUCUGUGGACGGAGUCUCCCAAAGCGCCUCCAAUAUGGGGAGACAUGGAGUCUACUGGAGUGGGGAGAUCUGAUCAGCUCAAUAAACCACUUCUUCCGAGUCGUUGUUGGGAGGAAAUGCUCAGACCAGGAGGUACAGGAAAUGCUGGGAGAUUUGGAAUCUGUACGUGCAGACGCUAUUUUGCAGUGUGUGAAUGCCAGGCAGGAGGAGAUCAGACAAGCACUGGUGGACAGAACCAACAGAAUCUGCAGUACACAACUAGAUGACUUCAACUGGCAGCUAAAACUUGCAUUAUCCAGUGAUAAACUGUCAUCUUUAAACACUCCUUUGCUGAACCUCUGUCUCGACUUGACGGAGAACGGAAUCCAGAGAGGUGUAACCAUAGAAAUGAACAAAGAAGAGCUAAACACACUCAUCACCACAUUGGAGGCUGCUAAUAAGGUGAUCCUGCAGAUGAAAUGAAUGGAGCAUAUGAGGAGCUAUGUAUGUGCAAGGACAUGGCUAAGGAGUGAGGAACAACGGUGCUUUUAAAGGACACUGCUGUGCAAAGAGGAAAAAGAAAGACAAGCAUGAAUGUGUUUAUCAGAUUUCUGUGUAUUGAGCCGAGCACAUGAGGAGGUUGCCUGAGUAAUAAGCUGUGACUCAGUGCCUCUGUUGGUUGUAUGGUGUUGACUGAGGUUUAGAUCAUUAUUUUAAACCACAUUGGAAAUAGACUGAUUAUAACAAUGUUUGCUUCAGGUUUUUUUUUUUUUUUUGUAAACACUUUCAGAAUGAGACAUCAGGAGAUUGGUAUGCAACAGUCUCCAUAUUCUUAAUGUGUUUUAAAUUUAAAUUCAGACAAGGUUACAAACCAUUUCCCUAUUCUAAAAGUGUAAAUGAGUAUAGAAGAUGUAUUGAAUUGAGCAUUGUUCCAAUGAGCAUAUGUUGAUUACUGAAGAUCGAAAUGAAUGCAGAUUAUCCCAGUCAAAGUUUCUAGUAGAUAUACCACUGCUCAUUGAGGAGUAACUAAUUAAUGUGAGCGGUGCCUGUAACAGAUAAUUAAUGAGCGUAGAACUCUUUGAUUAGAAUUUUCUUCAUCGGUUCCCCUCCCUGGUCUAGCCGUCUUCCGGGUUUCAAUUAAUUGUUAGUUUGGUUCAUUUUCCCACCACAAAGGAAACCCUGCCUGUAUGAGUAUGUGAUGGGGAAGGAAUGGAUUAUUAAAUAAACAAUUUCUUUUAUUA